Paramacrobiotus metropolitanus is the source of this 1909-nucleotide messenger RNA. RefSeq names its product general transcription factor IIE subunit 1-like. Lineage: Eukaryota; Metazoa; Tardigrada; Eutardigrada; Parachela; Macrobiotidae. Gene Ontology annotation, cellular component: transcription factor TFIIE complex. The record is from RefSeq and is a predicted model, not a curated record. Gene Ontology annotation, biological process: transcription open complex formation at RNA polymerase II promoter; transcription initiation at RNA polymerase II promoter.
UCGCUGAUCGCCAACCAUCGAAAUGACAUUCAUGAGAUCGCCAGUGUUUAUUAUUGUGGACUGCUGAAUGCGGGAAUAUUGUACUUGUUUUAAUUUAAUGCCAGUUUAAUUUGUGACGUUCGAAGUGAAAGGAACCUAAUCUGCAUGAUUUUAUCGUGAUCGGUUGAUUUAGCAAAUUUUUCGGAAUAUUUGUGAUUUGUUUCUGGCAGUAACUAUUAAGGUGUGCUCGCUGGCUGUGCGAAGUCGCGAAGACUUCGCAUUCCCGCCAUUCCGGUUGCUGGCUCUCGCACCCUGUUGAUGACUGACAUUCCACAUGGCAGAGAACAACCGAUAUGGAAGCUCUGCGUCCACAGUUCCGUACCAGGUGAAGCAGCUGGCCAGAAUGGUGGUGCACGGAUUCUACGGCCAAGAGCACGGCGUAAUUGCGGAUAUUCUCUGCAGCCUGUCGGUGGUUGAAGAAGACGUCCUGUGCAUCUUAGCCGAUCUAGUCAAGCUGGACAAGAAGCAGUUACGACAGUUGCUGGCUGUUCUGAAGGCUGAUCAGAUUGUUAAAACGAAGAUGGGUGUGGAAACGGGCGAGGACGGGAAGAGUUUGCGUUGUACUUACUAUUUCAUCGACUAUCCUUCCUUGCUCAAUAUGGUGAAGUACAAACUGGAGCUGAUCCGCAAGAAAGUGGAGACGCAAGAGCGUAAUACAGCCAACCGGGAAUCCUUUAAAUGUAAAGACUGUGAGAAGACUUUCUCGGAUUUGCAUCAGGUUUUGGAUCCCUUUUCAAUGAGCUUCAAAUGCACUUUCUGUGGUGGAGAAGUGGAUGAAGAGAUGGUUCCCGCACAAGAAUCCCGAGUUGUGAUGAUGACUCAUUUCAACGAGUCCACUAGUGCCUUAUUUGAUCUCAUACACGAAAUCGACAGCCUCAAUCUCACCCCUGCCGAACUACAAGCGGACAUGGCGCAGUCGAUGGUCAGUGCGGCCAAGGCUGCAGCCAAACCCGGGGCGGCCGGCUCGUGGAGCGACGAUACCAAGAGCACUGAGUACAAUUACGUUCCUACCCAGGAUAUCACCGUUACGAUCGGAGAGACCGAGAGCAAGGGCCAGAAGGCCAAAGAACGUCCGGUAUGGCUGACGGAGAGCACCGUCUUCGCCGGAGAGGUGGCUACCUCGGAGAUAGAUGUCAAAGACCAACCGGAAGCGAUUAUGAAAUAUGACGAAGUCAUGUUAGCGCUGAUGCGGCACGAAUCCCACGUGUACGAGGAAGAUAAGCGACCCGAGCCGGCAUCGGAAGACGAGUUGGAGGAUGUGCAAGAUAUAGGCUUCAAGUGAACUACGAGUGAUUUGCCAUUCGAAACGCGACAACCCAGUGACGGAUCAGUAGGCCUGACGCCAAAGGCAUUAAAGUUUAUCCGAAAUUCGAUGCAUUUUCUUCGAGGAUCACCAAAUAACUAAGAUUCGAUUACAUGCUAUUAAAAUAAAGAUAGAUUUUGUGAUGGGAUGGAUUUGCUCACCGGUUGACCACUCGCAUAAUUCAGAAUUUUUAGUGCUACUUACUCUUUCCCUGGGGCGACUAUAGUUGUUCGGUUUUCGGUUUAGUAGAAGCCAGACGGAUUGGCUAAGUUAAGGUGGGCCAGGUCCAUAGAUUACUAUGUUAUAAAACGUUUUUUGAAGGCAACCAUGGCUCCCUGGUAGAAAGGGCGUCGCCUACGCAGCCUUUCCUACUUCGGACGUGGCCUUCGGUAAUCCCGAAUUAGUUCGCGCAGUCGUCUGCGUUUUCGGGUACCUCCUGUUUACUUCCUCAAUACAAGUGGUCAUUGAGCAAUAGUCAAAUUUGUCAGAACCAUUUUUGAUACUGCAGCCCGUAGGAAUAAAUCAAAAACAGUGAUGUUGUCUUGACAUUGCCGUGAUCGUCUCAUU